CCAAUCAAACCAGUUAUGUUAUAUUAUCAAAAGACAGCAGACACUUGCGUUUCGCUUAAAUCUGGUCAGUUUGUGUUCGGGCUCCGUGAUGAGCUGCUGUUAGCUUAAUGCUAAUGUUUAACUUUUACAGCACUUUCACAGUAACUCCACACACCGUUACAUCCGCAUUCGUCAGCUAGCUAACAGCUAAUAACGUUACGUUAACUCUGAGCUCAUCUGGGCACAGCUGCAGCCAGCUCUCGGAACAGAUUAGAGACAUCACUGUUAUAAAACAUGGACAGUGAUCGGGAGAAGAAGCAGCUGUCUAGGAUGUAAAAGAGUUGUCGGAGAAGUCAAGGUUUUUGCCUCACCCCCUGAAGCUGGAUUUUGAGGGUUCAGCGAUGGAUUUUCACCAAUAAGUUUUCCUUACUUCACAGAGCUUAUACACUUGAUUCACUGUUUUGUUCGGCAGCAUGUUUCGUCGCCAUGGGAUGACUGGUCUGAAACUGUGACUCACAGUAUUUCUGCUGAAAUGUCCUGCACAGACGAAAUACCUUAAACUAGAACUAACAGCAUCUACAGUUGCCAUUUUACUAUUUGACAUCAGCGCAGUCACACAGCCAUGGGCUUCUGUUCACCUGUGUGCAAGAUUUUGCGGAGGGGAAAGUAUUUUGUACUGCUCCUUCUCUCGCUCUCAGUGCUUGCAUGGAUCGCGACUUUUUCAGGCGAAACAGUGAAAUCUGGACAGGUUUCCUCUGCCACGCCACAGACUCUUGCCAAAGGAGACACCCUAAGGGAUAAAGUCAACACUUGGACAGCGGCACCCGAUCACGUAAACACUCCAGCACCAAAAGAAGAAUGUCCUGAGGAGUCACCAUUGCUGCAGGGAGCUGUGAAGCUGUCAUUUGAAUCCUCUCUGAAACUGAAGGAUGUGGAGAGUGAGAACAAAGGAGUGACUGAGGGUGAAUACGAGCCCUCGGACUGUACAGCGAGGCAGAGCGUAGCCAUCCUCGUCCCUCAUCGCAGCAGAGAGAGACACCUCCUCUACCUCUUACACCACCUGCACCCCUUUCUGCAGAGGCAGCAGCUACACUACGCCAUUUAUGUCAUCCAGCAGGCUGGUGAUGCAACUUUCAACCGUGCCAAGUUACUCAAUGUCGGGUAUUUGGAGGCACUGAAGGACUACAGUUGGGAGUGCUUCAUCUUCCAUGAUGUGGACCUUGUUCCUGAAAAUGAUCAUAAUUUAUAUGUCUGUGACAAGCAGCCCAAACACUUGGUGGUUGGCCGGAACGCCACAGGAUACAAGCUGCGUUACAAAGGCUACUUUGGAGGAGUCACAGCUAUGACCAAAGACCAGUUUUUUCAAGUGAAUGGAUUCUCAAACACGUACUGGGGUUGGGGUGGAGAAGAUGACGACCUUCGCAUCAGGGUGGAGCUGCAGAAAAUGAAGAUUGUGCGUCCGCCUGCUGAUGUGGCUCGCUACACCAUGGUGUUUCACAAACGGGACAGUGGCAAUGAAAUAAACAAAGACAGGAUGAAGUUGUUGGGACGAACACCACAGGUGUGGAGAAAGGAUGGACUGAACAGCUGCUCAUAUAAGACUUUGUCGAUAGAGAGGUUUCCUCUUUACGUGAAUGUUACUGUGGACAUUGGUAAGCCACAGAGUUGAGAUUUCAAACAGGAACCCCCCCUCCGCUGUGACCAAAAAUUAUUUUAUAUUUUCUACGGUAUGUUACGGCCACUGAGCGCAGGAAGGCGACUACAUGUGUACAAGACUCCAUAUUAAGCACACAAAAUGCACAUUGUUUGAAUUAGUUUACAUUAUGAAAUUAAGUGCACAUUUCUGCAUAUCAUGCUGCCUUUAAUUCUCCAUAUUGUUACCAGCCUGCAAAACAAAAUCAGUGAGAGUUUUUUUUUUUCUUUUAAGUAAUAAUUGGCUUUGGUCAAAUAAGGAAAUUGCUGCAAUACAGCUGCCAGACUUUGAUUAACUUAUUCAUAUGCCUCAUUAUUUGCCUGCAUAAUAUAAUACAGCAUAAAACAUGCUGAUAUUGGACAAUGUGUAUUUUGUGUGCUUCAUUCUACAGCUGCAUCGACUUUUUCUAAACAUCUACAGACACAAGCGUCGUCACUUGUUUUGCCUAACUCGAUCUUGUCUUAGGAGCGUCUGUGAGGCACAGAUUGAUCUCCCUUUUUUUGUUCCUGUAAUAUUUCUAACUAGCAUGUGGUGACCUCACACAUUUCCCAGAAGCCUAAUCAGAUAAACUGAGAAAAUCUCUUUGUAGGUGUGCAGAGCCCUUAAGAUUAAGUUAAUGUUUAGAGACAUCACCCCCCCCCCAUUAGAGUCGUCAUUGCUUAACAGUGUUGAAGCACAGUUGAUGUAAUCAGGCUUUUUAGGUACGGAUCACAAAAAUAAUCUUUAAUAUCUAAAUAUAAAUACAUGAAAUCAUUUAAAUGAAUUACAAACAAAAUGAUUACUAAGUAGCUAGGUAGCAACACCGUUUCUAGGUUAAAUGCAUCUUUAUCUGCGGAGUCUAACCAUUGGUUAGUCAGUGUUCUGGCAAAAACAAUAAUUAGAGAAAACACAAAACAAAGUAAAGGCCGUUUUUAUGUUGUUGUUUUUUUUUUAAGAAUAUUUUUUGGGGCUUUUUGCCUUUAAAGGACAGGACAGAUUGAAAUGGGGUGAGAGAGAGUGGGGGUUGACAUGCAGCAAAGGGUUGCAAGCCAGAGUCAAGCCUGCGACUGCUGCCGCGAGGCAUAGCCUCUGUACAUGGGGCGCCGGCACUAUCCACUACGCCACCGACGCCCUGUUUCUAUGGUUUGUUGACUGAUACAAUAAUAGCUGUCUGAGGCCUUGGAUGGCACGGUGAUGCAGUGGCUAGCACUUUCACCUUACAACAAGCUGGUUUGGGGUUCGAACCUGUGCCCAUCUGUGUGGAGUCUGCAUAUUCCCCCAUGUUAGCGAGGGUUGUCUCAGAGAAAACCUUCAAAGGUCAGGUUACAGUAAUUGUUGACUGUGUGUGUGUGUGUGUGUGUGUGUGUGUGUGUGUGUGUGUGUGUGUGUGUGU
Molecule: messenger RNA, 3044 nt
Organism: Epinephelus fuscoguttatus (brown-marbled grouper)
Lineage: Eukaryota; Metazoa; Chordata; Actinopteri; Perciformes; Serranidae
Gene: b4galt4
Product: UDP-Gal:betaGlcNAc beta 1,4- galactosyltransferase, polypeptide 4
Exons: 7
Coding region: 602-1648 (348 amino acids)
Biological process (GO): carbohydrate metabolic process
Molecular function (GO): glycosyltransferase activity
Source: RefSeq, a predicted model, not a curated record